UUUGGAAACAGGCAUGCAGACAGUCGACCACUGCAAAGUGUGGAGCGCGGGACAGGCUGGCUCUAGCCCACAGCAUUCUUCAUCUGUCCAAGAGAAGACCCCAAACCUCCAGCCUACUGUGAGGCGCUCACACUCAUCCCAACCAAUAAUGUGAACAUCCGACGGACACGUUUGUCAGAUGUUUAAACUCAUCGUCGCUCCAUUGUACUUCAGCGCCGUCUAAAUUCAACACUGUCACCCAGUUCGCGGUCAGGCUACAGUAGAGGCUAUCCACAAGGAUACCUGGUGUGAGAUGCUGCAAUGUCCCGAGGAAAAUGCCCACGCGUGAACUCUUGCGGAUCCUUCUGGGUUUUGUCAGCGGCCCUAUUUGCAGUGAGUGUGAUCGACGUGAACGCGUACAGCUGUCAUGAAGUGAGGACCGCUUUCCAGCUGCGGCAGGUCGGGCCGCUGAACCGCGUACCGGAGACACCUGGCACAGAUGUGGAUCUGUUGAUCUGUAAGCACCAGGGUCCAUCCUGCUGCACCCGGAAAAUGGAGGAGAGCUACCAGUUUGCUGUAAAACGAGAAACCCUCCACAACAUUCACUCCUACAGCUAUGAGCUGGAGCACCUCAUCUCCGGCCACUCGGAUGCCUUCCAGGACAUGUUCCAGUACCUACUAUCCUUCUCUCAGGGCCACCUGAGUUCUCUGUUGGAGGGAACCUACUCAUCCCUGUCCCGCCAAGCCCUACCCCAUGUAAAUCAACUCUUCUCCUCACUCUCCCUCUACCUCCGUGGGGCCAACGUUUCUGUGGAGGCAGCAGUUCACCAAUUUUUUAACAACCUCUUCCCACUCGUCUACACACGGCUCAUCAAUCCAGGUAUUGAAGGCAGCAUGAUGGUGGGCAGUGAAAUGGGUGACUGUCUCCGUAUGAUCAGGCAGGAUGUCAACCCUUUUGGGCCUCAUCCAGCUGUCAUGGCCCAGGAGCUGGUUGGGGCAUUGGGAGCCGGGCGACAACUGGGUCUGGCCCUGGAGGAGGGUGUGGAAGUGAUGAAUGCCACCGAACAUGUCAGCCUAAGCAAAGAGUGUGUGAAGGGCCUUGUGAAGAUGGUAUACUGCUCCCACUGCAGAGGUUUGACGCUGAUCAAGCCCUGCGUGGGCUACUGUCUGAAUGUAAUGCGAGGCUGCUUGGCCGGUGUGUCAGAGCUGGACCAUUCUUGGAGGAGGUAUACGAUUUUAUUGGAGCAACUAACCCACGCCAUGGCCGGGCACCACAGCCUAGAACUAGCCCUGCUGGGGGUCAGGGAGCACGUUAAUGAGGCCUUGCUCUACGCACAGCUCCAUGGUCCACUCAUCACUGCCACAGUGGACAAGGUGUGUGGCCUGUCUACUAGGGAACCUACAGGCACACAGCCUACAAGCCCAGAGGUCACAACCUCUAUCGUGACCUCAUCGUCUCCUCUUCCAUCUGCCACCCCCUCCCAACCUUUACCAGAGCAGUGGUUGGGGAAGCUCGCUCACUUGAGGAGGGAGUUCUUGAUGUACCUGCAGCGCUACAAGUCUUUCUUUGCGGCGUUGCCAGAGAUGUUGUGCGAGGGGGAGAAUGUAGUGGACGACUCCACAUGCUGGAGCGGAGAUGAUGUGGUGGAGAGCUACUCUGGCAGAGUUGUAGGAAAUGGUCUGCACGCACAGAGGCAAAACCCAGAGGUCAAAGUUCGCAGUGCUGACCCUAUGAUGGCUGAGGUCAAGGAGAGGUUGGAUCGCUUCAACCAGGAGACCCAGGAGAGGUUUCCGAAACUAGGCCAGGUAGAGGCCUGGGAUGAGCUGGGCAGUGGGGAAACAGAGGAGAGCAGCACCACAGACUGUGAUGAUGAAGAUGGAUGUCAAGCCUCAGGAGACGGUCAAGAAAAGACCUCACAUACAGACACCCCCAGUGAAGGAAAGCCUAUCGGGAGACAGCCUGUAGGUGACAGCCCACAUGAGAAUCCUUCCAAGCCCCCCUCAGUGAAGGUGAUAGGGGGCUCGGCGUCUGCCAGCUGGGCAAGACCCUGGAGCGUUGCACUGCUCUUUGCUGCACUAUGCUUGCAGUGGACCCUAUUCUGAUGCCAGCACCGUGUGUAGAUCUACCGUUACCCCUUUAGGACACAUGUACAUGCAGACAGGCACUCAUAUAAUGUAAAUCACACGUAGUAUCCUUACUCCUGUCCUCAACCUACGUGGAUGGAUAGUAAUGAUGGAAAAAGAAAAAUGGAAAACAAGACGGAGAUGGAAGAGAGGAGGACGACAUUGUAGGAGACCGUAGAUGGGGAGCUCUUUCAGGAACUUGUUGUCCUGCAGCAUCACCGAUUUGUAUGAUUGCACAAGCUGGUCCCAUGCACGCUCAUCUACAAAGAUUAUGCCUGCUGCUUCCACUAGGCUGUUCUGGGACUAGAUGCGUGUGUAUACAGACACCAAUAUAUCCCUACAGCUCCUUGCUCCACUCACACAAACAGAUGCUUUUUAGUUCAGAACAGGAUUUCAUCAUUCUGAUUUUACUUAAAAACACUUCCACAUUUACAGACUCGCAUGCGUUUUACAUAUAACAAUACAGCUGUCUUCAUUUUCUGCUGCUGGGUUGUAUUUAUCCUUUCAGGCCAAAAACCUCAUCACAGCCGUUUGCUAGCCAGUAAGAAGAAUUCGGCUCAUUUUAAAAACUCAACUCAUUUUCUUUUUGAGGAUUAAGGAAUGUAUGAUAGAUUGAUAGAUCAGUCCCAGGUGCCUGGCCCAGAACAGCAGAUUUGAUAUAGUCUAAUGACUGUAUACCUUGGCAGGGAUUAGAAUGUAAUGAGUUCACAGGUGGAGCAGGGGCACACUUGCACAGCUGAACACAUUGUGCAGACAAACUAGGUGUGUAUAGUAACUAUAACUGUAUAUAGGUGGAAAGAUUUGAUGGUGUGUAUGAGGUUCUGAUUCUACAAAAAGCUCUUAAUUGAUUAAGCUGAAUGGGUUUUUCUUUUCUUUUGUACUAGCUAUGAAUGGACUGUGCUUGUCUGCUCCAUACUACAUAGAAAUCAAUGCAAGAAAAAAAAGAGAUUUAAUUUCUAUGACAAAUAAAGCAGGAAUGUACAUCAUUUUCGAACUCAAACCCAUGACAUAAAUGGACAAAUUUUGGACAUUUGAACAAAGUCUGUACAUUGUUGAGUUUACUAAUGUUUAUCGUGCAUCCAGUUUUGUGUGGUUGCUUGUUGAAUUGCACAUUAAUGCAUGUAUAACCUACCAGGUCAAAAUCAUUAUAAUGAGAUCAGGCCCUUCUUCAGGAAGCAUAAAGAACACAUAUUGUAUUUUAAAACCUUUUACCCAUAACUUUUCAGUGAUGACAUGACAUCAUGUUUUACUCUUUCCAAUGACGGUUUGGAAUUUGAAAACAAAGGUAAGGUUGGGCUGUAGAUGCAUCACAUGCAGAUUCCACUACAAUUUAACACACGCAAAAACAAGUACAAUGUUUUUACAAUGUUGGGUGCAUCUAUUGUUUGAUCUAGUACAGUGGCGGCCAUUGUAUAAGUCCCUUUUCAUGGAUUUUAUCAUGCAUUUCUUCCUGUAUUGUACCCAGAUAGGCUCAAAUACCUCCAAACCGUUCCUUGGAAUUCCAACAGUUAAAGAGCAAAUCCUUAUUUGUUUUAAAUGAUUCCUCGUGGGGAUGGAACAAAAGGGAAAUUCAACUAACUUUUACAAUGGCUUCCUCUGUAUGCAAGUUUUCUUUCUUGCGUAGAUAAGAAGUUUGUACACAGAUACUGCUAUGCAGAUGCAAUAUUAAAGCUGACUAUGCCCCAUGUAAAAGUUACACAGAUACAAUAUCUAAGCUGAAGAGGUCGAAACGCUUACAGGUUGACAUGGGCCUAUGAGUAGUGAUAUACCUCCUCCAUUAGCUAGACUGUAAACAACUUUACUCAUCUCUACUGAAAAGUAAUACACCUAUAACUCAGCUUAACAGUGCAAAGAGGAUGACCUGCUUAAUUACAUGCAAACACAUACAAUUAUAUAUUAAAUGCCUGCAGUUAAUGAAGAAUGACGAUGACUACAGCUAUAAGAGGUUUUGGCAAUUUAACUGUGUCACAUUUUGUGUUCUGUAACCAUGUUUGUUUAGUUCAUAUGAUUUCCUCCAUGUAUGUUUUGUUCCAGAAUUGCCUUCAUGGCACCCACAGAUCACUUACAGCCCUGUACCCUUGCAUGUGUAUAAAUGUACAUAUUUCAAGUCACUUAAAAUUUAUGUGUCUCAUUUCCUCUCUUUUGUGUCAGUAUGAUACAGUUUAGCUGAGCUCUAUUAAAGGUGCUCUGCUUUUUUGCUCGUCUCAAUAGCCUC
This is a messenger RNA of Xiphias gladius (swordfish), 4318 nucleotides long. Its product is annotated as glypican-5-like. Gene Ontology annotation, biological process: cell migration; positive regulation of canonical Wnt signaling pathway; regulation of protein localization to membrane. The record is from RefSeq and is a predicted model, not a curated record. The coding region runs from base 301 to 2082 and encodes 593 amino acids. Gene Ontology annotation, cellular component: extracellular region; plasma membrane; cell surface. The transcript is spliced from 8 exons. Lineage: Eukaryota; Metazoa; Chordata; Actinopteri; Istiophoriformes; Xiphiidae.